This is a messenger RNA of Gorilla gorilla gorilla (western lowland gorilla), 3438 nucleotides long. RefSeq names its product breakpoint cluster region protein-like. The coding region runs from base 1082 to 2119 and encodes 345 amino acids. Lineage: Eukaryota; Metazoa; Chordata; Mammalia; Primates; Hominidae. The transcript has 8 exons. The record is from RefSeq and is a predicted model, not a curated record. Gene Ontology annotation, molecular function: GTPase activator activity. Gene Ontology annotation, cellular component: membrane. Gene Ontology annotation, biological process: signal transduction; positive regulation of GTPase activity.
GCACAGCCCCCCUCCCUGGAGGUCUAUGCUGCAUUUCCAGGACAGCAAGUCCCAGGGAUGGAUGGUGCCAGGUGCCAAGGGCUAGAUGCAUGGUCUGUCUGCAUUCCCCACAGGGGCGUCUUGUAGUCACCAGCAUUUGAUGCUGUCAAGUCCCCCUGUCCUCUGUGCAGACUGGGAAGCCCUUGGUCACCCUGGGGGGGUUGGGGGACCCAGGCCAGGCUGCAGAAACAUAAGGACUUGAACCCGGGUCCUGAGUGACACCAUCUUGGGUCCUCCUCCCUCUGCCUCUCUUCAGCUCCACCUUGAUGCUGACUAGGCUGGGCCAUGCGGAGAGGGUUAGGGGAUAGAGAUGGGAGCUGGGGAGCAGGGCUCCACUCUGGGAGGGGGGCAGCCUUGCCGGAUCCGGGGCAGAGUUAAGCGGCCCCAGCUCUGCUUUCCUAGAGCUGCUGAGAACCCGGGAAAUGGUGUGGAGGUUCCGGGGAGCCCUGCCCCUACCCGGCAACUGCAGUGCAGCAGGCACCAAGUUCUCCUGCACAUUGCGACAGUGUGACCCUGGGCUCUGGCGGGCGGUAGGUGGGGCCUUUGGACCUACCAGCAGUGAGGGAGUUAACACAGCAGCUGACUCCUCUAGGCAAGGAAAACUCCCCUCAGACGCUUUGCUGCCUGGCCUCCUGCCAGCAACAAGCAGGAGCUGAAAACUAGAAGUUGAGGCGUGAGUUUGGCCACUCCGUAGUGUGCACUUGGUGAGGGCAGCAGCUCGCCACAGCUGCCAGCCGUCUGUCCAUUCACCCAUCUGUCCAUCUGGCAGCCCGCUGUUCAGACCCGUCUGUCUGUCCGCCCAUCUGUAAGCCCAUCUCUGUCCCAUUGUCUAUCUGACCAUCUUUCUCUUACUGUCCUCUUUGUCUAGCUAUCUGGCCUAUCUGUCGAUCCAUCUUCGUGUCUGUCUUCAGCCCCCACCUGUUUGUCCAUCUGUCCAAUUACCUGUGAGUCUAUCUAUGCAUCUUCUUGUCCAUUCAUCUGCCCACCCAUCUGUCCCUCCAUCUGCCCACCGGCCUCCCCUCUCCUUCUAGGCCGCAGAGCCAUGGCCCAGGACUGCAGAGCCAUGGUUGGCCUGGUCCUGCUGGGGCUGGGGCUGGCGCUGGCUGUCAUUGUGCUGGCUGUGGUCCUCUCUCGACACCAGGCCCCAUUUGACCCCCGGCCUUUGCCCACGCCGCUGUUGCUGCUGACUCCAAGGUCUGCUCAAAUAUUGUACGCUGGACCCGCAGGCCCUGCAGGACAGAGACUGGCAGUCGCCAUGAAUGGGAUCGAAGUAAAGCUCUCGGUCAAGUUCAACAGCAGGGAGUUCAGCUUGAAGAGGAUGCCGUCCCAAAAACAGACAAGGAUCUUCGGAGUCAAGAUUGCUGUGGUCACCAAGAGAGAGAGGUCCAAGGUGCCCUACAUCGUGCGCCAGUGCGUGGAGGAGAUCGAGCGCCGAGGCAUGGAGGAGGUGGGCAUCUACCGCGUGUCUGGUGUGGCCACGGACAUCCAGGCACUGAAGGCAGCCUUCGACGUCAAUAACAAGGACGUGUCGGUGAUGAUGAGCGAGAUGGACGUGAACGCCAUCGCAGGCACGCUGAAGCUGUACUUCUGUGAGCUGCCCGAGCCCCUCUUCACUGACGAGUUCUACCCCAGCUUCGCAGAGGGCAUCGCUCUCUCAGACCCAGUUGCAAAGAAGAGCUGCAUGCUCAACCUGCUGUCGUCCCUGCCGGAGGCCAACCUGCUCACCUUCCUUUUCCUUCUAGACCACCUGGAAAGGGUGGCAGAGAAGGAGGUGGUCAAUAAGAUGUCCCUGCACAACCUCGCCACUGUCUUUGGCCCCACGCUGCUCUGGCCCUCCGAGAAGGAGAGCAAGCUCCCUGCCAACCCCAGCCAGCCCAUCACCAUGACUGACAGCAGGUCCUUGGAGGUCAUGUCCCAGAUCCAGAUACCUAAUAAGAUGCUGGAAUGUAAUCCCUGGACAAUCCGUGUCCUGGCAGCAUUUGGUCUUCCUCUAAGCGCCUGGCUCCGCUGUUCUCAGGAGUGGGUUCUGAAGUCUCUGGAGAAUAGGAUACGUGGAGGGCUAGGAAGGGGCCAGGCCUAGAGAUGGGAGACUCCCUCCCGGAGCAGGUGGAGGCACAGGACCAUUCGCUACCCUAUCUGCCGACACCUGCGGGGGAGCCCAGGCAUUCUUUGUAAGCCCUCCUAACUACCUGGCUCAAAGAAAACAGAAGCAUGGAGGCCGCCAAGUAUUUUCAAGAAAUAAUCCCUUGAACAUGGCAUCACUUUUUUAGAAAGAGGGGCUUGGGGCAGGCAGAGGAGAGAAGGGAGAGCAAACUGAGAGCCAAGUUUCCAGACGGUCCUGCAGGAGGAGAGGAUGCAGCUGCCCAGAGGGAAGCAGGAUCACAUUUAAGGAAGUGUGUGGGGUCCCUGGAUGACACCAGCACCCAGUGCGGCUCUGUCUGGCAACCGCUCCCAAGGUGGGAGGAGUGGGUGUCCCCUGUGUGUCAGUGGGCAGCUCCUGCUGAACCCACAGCUCACUAGGGAGCCUGACAGUGGGGCCAUGCGCCUGACACUCCUCUCUGCUUGUGGACCUGGCAAGGCAGGGAGCAGAAAACAGAGCCACUUGAAGGCUUUCUGUCUGCGUCUGUGUGCAGUGUGGAUUUAGUUGUGCUUUUUUCUUGCUGGGAGAGCACAGCCACCAUUUACAAGCAGUGUCACCCUCAUGGGUGGCGAGGACAGAACAGGAGCCUCUGCUCUCUGUACCUAUCUGGGCCCGGUGGGCUCCCCUGUCCUGGCUUCCAUCUCUGUCUCAGCGACCAUUCAGCCCUGCGCAGGAACACAUGUUGCUUAGAAAAGCCAAAUCCAGCCCUUGUCUCUGCCUCCUCUGGUCUCAUGAUGUGCAUCUAUUACCUUGAAACUGGAAACCAGUCUAUCAAUGUCUGUGCCAAUUUUUUAUUCCCUCCCCAACCUCCUUCCCCAUACGACUUUUUAUUUAUGUAGGAUGUGUGCUGUCUAAUGAUGGGAUGACCACACUUUUCCAUGUUCUAAAAGUGCUCCUCUCCCGCAGGGUCCCAGGGCUGGUGGUUGCUUUGGGUCUACAGCUACAUCUUACCCACCUCCUGCCUCAAAAGCCUGUGUGGUGGCAAAGCCGGUGUGGGGCUGGGGAACGCAGCGUUCUCCAGGAGGGGGACCCGGCUCUCCUUCUGCAAUGCAGGCAAAGGCCUAGAUGCCAGUGUGACCUCCCACAAGGCAUGGCUUCCAGACUCCCCGACCAGAAGUGAUGCUUUUUUGCCUCGGGCCCUGGGUUUGAAGCAGCCUGGCUUUCUCUUGGUAAGUGGCUGGUGUCUUAGCAGCUGCAAUCUGAGCUCAGCCACCUACACACCACCGUGGCCGACACUUUCAUUAAAAAGUUUCCUGAGA